AUGCAGUGUUGGCGCAAGGAAGCGACAGUCCAGAGGCUUGAUGUCCUGCUAUCGAACUCUUCGUUGGCAACGAUCCACUCGCCGUCCGGGGACGGUGGAGUCUUCAAGACCUGUUGCGCCAGCGUUUUAUUUCUUGCUGGAAAGCCCGCGAUCCCAUCCAAUGGCGGGCCUGCUGCGUUCUUUGAUAACUUUCGCGGAGGCCAGUGGCGGGUCUACGAGCUGGACGAGGCUGCCCGGCGCUCCUUCCACGAGCUCAACGACAAGCGCACGGAGGGCCAGCGACAGGCCCGCCUCGUCGACCAGAACAACUCUCGCUGGCAAUCCAAAGUCGAACCGAAGCAUCUUCGCCACGCCUUCGCCGCCCUCAAAUUUGGAGCUCUGCUUAGCGACAUGGACUCCGUCGACAAGAAAGUCGCGCAGUUCUUCACAGAGACUCUGGAAGGGAGUGCUACGGCGGAUGGUCACCCAACCGCUGGGGGCGCUCCUGGUGCCGGUAAAGUGCGAGUUCGUGAUGCCUUAACUCAGAUACUGCGUGUCUCUGCCUCUCAUUUGACAACGCAAACUCCGGCGAUGCGCUGUGCCGUCCUCGCCAUUCCUUCUGAGUCGAGCGUCCUGCUCAAAGAGAAAGACAUCAAAACUGAAUCAAAACCGCCUUUACCUCGCUGCCCGACACUCAGAAAGGCCUUCCUGCGCUUUGCCUUGCCAUGCGAGCGAUCCUACGCGAACUACGUCAACAUGCUCACAGCCAUCGACUUUCGCGUGGUCAGCUACCAGGCUUUGCUUCCCCUUCUCCCACUUCCCCAACUUGACACUUUCCACUGUCGAAUCCUGGGUAACUUCGUGAACUCAAGUCAACUUGGAGUUCGAACUUUGGGCUGCGGCCGUUGUCUUUUCCACGCGACAGCCAGCAUCCAGAUGCUCGCGUCGCCGGAGGCAACGGCUGUCGACGAAGCCCGCACAAGCCAGAAAAAGAUCGAGACCAGUGCCAGUGAUUUGAACAGACAAACCUUUGCACGUUCUGAAAUCUAUGCUAUGCAAUUGCUUGAUGUAGACAAGUCAGACAGUGGCUCGAACCCUGCCGAUGGAUACAACAAAUGGAGACAGGACGCCGACAAUUCGCAAGAUCGGCUCAAGGACGAGCUGGGCAAGGAAGAAGAUGCAUGCCAAUCUAGAUCUGCAAGCGCCUUCGUAGAUGUCCUGCAGGGCAGUGGCAUCAGCAUCGACACCCUUUCUCUGGACAUGACGAAUGCCUUUUCCGGUGGCGAGGUGUUGGAAAUCCUGGUGACUGCCAUAACCAUGAACGGUGCCUACGUUGAAGGCUCCGGCUUCUGGACCGCCCUAGGAGAGAACACGGCAACUCACCUCGUUCUCCAGCUUGAUCGGGUCCGGUCGGUGAUUGAUGUUUACCAGCCUCCAACGAGCUUCCGUACAAGUGACCGCCAGAGUCAGGAAGAGGUUGUCCUUGGAGUCGGAGAUGGAUGGCUGGAUGUGCUCACUUUGCAGCCUUGUGCUCCGCCGAUGAGUCACAAGGUGAUUGUCGAUGCGGCACAAAUGGUGUCGCGGAUGUUCUACACUUAUUCGCUGGAGAGUGUGACGAGCUACCGUAUCGUCACGGCAGAGGCUUAUCCUCAGAACUUCGACGUGAGCGUGGAAUAUCUGAGCUCUCCGGCCCCCUUGAUUCUGGGGUUCUCAGUGGUCAUGUUGCCAACAACUCCGAUGAAGCCUCGAGUCGCUGAUGACCGGUUGCUGUACUUCACGACAGAUUUCGUGGACGUGGGCUAUCACCAAGCGGAUAUGCACACGCUGCCAAGUGAGGCAGUGGACCGGCAGAUCUCGUUGAUGUGGCGCUGGGAUCUGGCGAAGCUGCCCAAUCGGACAAUCAGGAUACACGUCGACCCGACCGUACCGCUGCGCUGGCAAGCCUGGGUCAAAGAAGGUGUUGAGGCUUGGAAUGCGGCCUUCGCAACACUGCGAAUGCCAUCGGCGGUGAGAGCCGUUCUGCCUUCGGACGAUGAUUGGCCGCAGGACUACAGCAUGGCCGAUGCACGGUACAACACGAUCUACUGGUCGCUGUCUGAUGACAUCUCCAGCGAAGGUGAUGCUCAGGUCGAUCCCAGGACCGGUGAGAUCAUCAAAGCUGACAUCCGCAUGGGCAGCGGUUGGGUGUGGGCUUGGCUUUCUGAACUGGAUCUCCUGGCGGCCAACGCUACCCGAGAGGAUCGCCUAGCGCUCUUGGGCCAAGGUGUUGUGAGUGGGACGCAGCUGUCGAAGCGUUCAAGAAGGCCUGGGAGGUCAGCUGGGCGGCCGACACGCUCCACGCAUGCACAACAGUCGCGGCACACGAAGAUCCCUCGCGACAUCGGCGAGUCUGCCGAGACCUCCGAGCUGCCACGACAUGGUGUUCACGCUGGGCCGCUGCUGCUCUCUGCAGGGCAGCCGUUGACCACACUGCAGCUCGAGGUCUUGAUGGGAGAAGGCCUGAAGAGCGUUGUGAUGCACGAAAUGGGGCACAUCCUCGGCUUGAGGCACAACUUCAAGGGGAGCACCUUCGUCGCUGAGAAUUGCUUGGAGAAUCGGAGCUGCACCGCCGUCCACGGGCUCUCUGCGAGCAUCAUGGACUAUUUGCCCAUGAACUUGCCGGAGCCGGGGCGCGAGCCCAACUCCGUUCACAUCUUCCCCCCAACCAUCGGCGCUUACGACAAGCUUGCUAUCCGCUACGGGUACUCCGAGCCCUCCGAGUCGCCCACAGAGGCUUUCUAUGGGCUCGCGGCUCUCUUGGAGGAAGCGAAGGCUUUCGAUGUCUGCUACGAUGCAGACGAGGAGUUGGGUGAGGACCCCUUCUGCAUGACCGAAGAUCUUGGCGAGGACCCCGUGGCCUUCCACGAGAAGCGCCUGACUCGAAUUGCACGAGUGCAGGGCGAGCUGCACAAGCGCUACGUGCAGGCUGAUGGACCCUGGCGCAAUUACGGCAAAUCAUUGGGCUCUCUGCUGAGGGAAGCAGAGGUCGUCGGUCUCAGCCUUAUUCCCUGGGUGGGCGGAAUUCGGAACAGCUAUGCCCACCGCGGUCCAGUGUGGAAUGCAUCCAAGGCCCGCCGGCCGGUGCCCCUUCAAAUGCAGCGUCGGGCACUGGAGGCAGUGCUGAAGCUGCUUCGACCCGAUGCUGCUGGCCUACUGCCACCAGCAGAGGCGCUGCCGUUUGCAGUGACUGGAGAGGAGGAUUCUCUCGAAAGCCUCGAUCUUGUACGUCUCUCUGAGAGCCUUAUCAAAAAGCUCUUGGCCAAGCUGUUGUCGUCCAAGCGCUUGCUGCAGGUCAGGAAGCAGGAGCUCCUCAUGGCCUCCUCGACCCCGCCAAGCGCAUUGGACGGGGCUGAUGCGCUGACUGUGGAGGAGUUCCUUACCAGGAUGAGCGAUGGAAUCUUGGGAGGUUUCCACUUGGACAGCCAUCCAGAAGCUUCGGCCUCGCUGACAGCAGAAAUGACGCUUCAGCUGGAGUUUGUUCGGAGCAUGACCGCACUGUACCACGAGAAGGACCUCCCUGCUUCGCUCGAGGCGCAGCUCUUGCUUCAGCUGCACCAGCUACGCCGGGACAUCGCGGCAGAGGAGCGGCGGCUUCGGAAGGCCGCGGAUGAUUCGCUCGCGGGAGAGAGGCCAACGCUUCUGGAGGUGCAUGUGACACUGCUCAAGCGUGAGCUCGUUUCAGCACUUUGUGGCAAAGGUGACAAAGAGGACUGCAAGGAAGCCAAGUCUGACGGGCACCAAGUCAAGUCCGUGAUCUGGACAAUCGCAGCAGGGACGGCAACAAGCAUUGUCUGCCUGUUUGUGCUGGCCAUGGUAGAGUCGCAGUCCCCCGGUGACGGAUCGUUUGACGCGCACCUGCUGCAACCACUACAGCCGGUGCUGAUGCUCCGCCAGUUUUCCACGUUCAUUGCACCUUCCCGGAGCAUCCGGGAGCCGGGACAUUGCGAAACUCCUCUGAAGAUGUAG
Messenger RNA from Symbiodinium sp. CCMP2592, 3984 nucleotides. The record is from the annotation of a GenBank genome assembly. NCBI's taxonomy places the organism in Eukaryota, Dinophyceae, Suessiales, Symbiodiniaceae.